CCGAGUCAGUAUGGCAACAGAUGAGUGAAUUGUGUAGCAAUUAAUGUAAAUACAAGUCAGUUCACAUCUUCUGUCAGCAAUCAUCCGUAGCCAGGUGCGUGUGUGUGUGUGUGUGUGUGUGCAUUACGCUGCCUCAGUUUAUUUACUCUACUGACUCUGCUGGUAAUGGUAGAGGUUUGUGUACACUAAAGUCUGAGUACCUUGUGUUUGGUUGCGAGAAAGCUUCGGAAUUAGUAGGGCUAAAGAAUGCUCAAAUACUCAGUAUACAAUACGCCAGUCUCUUUGCUUUUCUUUUGUGUUUGUGCUCUCAUUUCUUCCCCCGCAUUUGCUUCCACCCUCCCUCACCCCUCACCCAUUCUUUUCCCCCUUCUUCCUCUUCUCUUCAACGAAUGCUCUCUGCUUUACGUCAGUUUGUGUGUCUCUAUAGUGAAUGUUGUCAGUGUCCUUGACUCAGCCAAUGUCCAGAUAUCAAGCCCAACAUCGUUGCCAUGGGAUUCCCGUCAGAGAAACUGGAGGGAGUGUUCAGAAAUAGAGCCCAGGACGUCGUGAGGUUCUUUGACAUGAAACAUCCCGACCACUACAAAGUCUACAACCUAUGUUCAGAGAGAACCUACGAUCCUGGGAGAUUUCACCAGAGAGUUGCUAACUACCCAUUCGAUGACCACCAAGCUCCGCCAUUCGAAUUGAUCCGACCGUUCUGUGACGACAUGGACUUGUGGCUGAAAGACGACGACAGAAACGUAGCUGUAGUUCACUGCAAGGCCGGAAAGGGAAGAACAGGUGUAAUGAUCUGUUCAUACCUCCUCCACGACAGACUCUUUGACACCUCCAAAGAGGCCCUCGCUUUCUAUGGCGAGGCUAGGACCCAAAAUGCCAAGGGGGUUACAAUCCCCAGCCAGAGACGGUGGGUCCAGUACUACGGUCAUCUCAUUCGCAACAGUCUGGAGUACUCCCCAAGAACUGUCCUACUGAAAGCUCUACGACUGCAGGGGAUGCCCAUGAUGCAGGUUGGCACCUGUGUCCCAUCGUUUGUAGUUCGGUUCAACAACGUAAGAAUUCACACAUCGAAAGUCUACGAGAACCUGAGAAAGACGGACACCAUUGUCGACCUCACUCUCCCUCAGCCUGUCCCGCUCUGUGGGGACAUCAAGAUAGAGCUCUUCCACAAUACUAGGACCUAUAGAAAGGAGAAAAUGCUCCAUUUCUGGUUCAACACGUUCUUCAUCGACAUGCACAUUGCCCAGCAACAAGCCUGGGCUGCCGAUGAACACAGAGCGGAGAGAGAAGUGAGAGCUGAGGUUCAUCAUCACAGAACAAAGAAAGAGAAGGAAAGAGAAAGAGAAUCUCUCAGAGGUCACGCGACAGGGACCUCCCAACAUAUGGUGAUGAGAGACUCCAGAGCGGCCGCCAGAGCCUCGGGAGUUUCCUCCUCCUCCAACGGAGGACUCACUCCGGGCUACGAUGUGGGGCCGGACUGCAAGGUCAUCAUCCUGCCCCAACACGAGCUGGACAAGGCCAACAAAGACAAGAGACACUUCCCAGGAAGUUUCCAGGUCCACGUGGUACUGUCGGAGGUGAACCAGGAGGUGGAGAACGACGGACUCAAGAUUAACCCUCCUCCCUCCUCGUCUUCCUCGUCUGACAACGAGGGGGAGGCAAGGGUGGACUAUUGCGACGAAGAUGAGAACCUGUCAGACACAGAUUCUGAGGAUGAGUGGGAUAAACCCUCCAAGGUUUAGCAGGUACUAGGAGGACUCCUCAUCCUGUGUUGCCUCUCUCUCUCUAUAGUUUUAACAGAUGGGACCUUAGCUGGGCCCUCUAUAUAGUUUAAAGGGACUCUCAAACACUGAAGCUUUUGCAUUGUGGUUAUAAGUGCCAGGCCUUCGUUUAGAAAUUAUUGGUCCAAGGGGAGCAAAAUGUGAACAAGAGGAGGGACAAACCCUGUGCAUUAAACGGGUUGGAACUCCAAAGGGUCUUAGAGUGUAUCAAGGGGGCUAGGCCCCUCUGCCCCCUAAAUAAAUCCCUGAGUAUAGCUACAAAACAUGGCUAAUCUACAUGACGUACAAU
Molecule: messenger RNA, 2067 nt
Organism: Geodia barretti
Lineage: Eukaryota; Metazoa; Porifera; Demospongiae; Tetractinellida; Geodiidae
Source: the annotation of a GenBank genome assembly